This is a messenger RNA of Dama dama (fallow deer), 1029 nucleotides long. RefSeq lists its product as uncharacterized. NCBI's taxonomy places the organism in Eukaryota, Metazoa, Chordata, Mammalia, Artiodactyla, Cervidae. The coding region runs from base 1 to 696 and encodes 231 amino acids. The record is from RefSeq and is a predicted model, not a curated record. The transcript has 3 exons.
AUGGCGCGUUACCUGGGCCCGGGCGACGGCGAGGGGCUUCCGCUCUCCCGCCGCGGCUCGUCCCUCCGCCCGGCGGGCCCCGGCGCGCUCCUCGCCCCCCGCCCCGAGGCGUCCGGGCCAGUCCGCCCGCUGCUCCGCGCCGCGCCGCUGCCCGCGCGGGCCGGGCCGCCUCCGAGCUCCCGGGCCGCCCCGCGGCAGGGCCGGGGCAGGGGGGUGCCCCUCUCACUGGGCGCCCGGCUCCCCUCACCCGCUCCCGCCCCCUGGGCGGCCGCGGAGCCAAGGGGAGGGCGGGAAGCGGGCCUCCGGAGGACAGCGGGCGGCUACGAACGCGGGCUCCGCCACUCGAGCCGCUCCGUUACCGCAGCGGCGGUGGCGGCGACGACGACCAGGGCCGUGUUGUUGCUGCCAACUUGUCGGGAGGACACUGAGCAUGCGCGCGCGGAGACCACAUCCGGCAGAGCACACAUGGCAUUCAGGAUCUUAGUUCUCCAACCAGGGAUGGAACCCAUGCCCCCUGCAUUCGGAGCUUGGAGUCUUAACCACUGGACCACCAGGGAAGUCACCAUAGUUUCUUUUGGGGAUAAUUUUCAGGAUCACUGGAACAAAGCAGCAGCUCUCUGGAUUGGUGGAACUACAAGUGUGUGCAUGCUCAGUCGCUCAGUUGUGUCUGACCCUUUGCGACCCCAUGGACUGUAGCCCUCCAGGCUCCUCUGUCCAUGGAAUUCUCCAGGCAAGAAUACUGGAGCGUGUUGCCACUUCCUUCUCCAGGGGAUCUUCCUGAUCCAGGGAUCGAACCCACAUCUCUUGCAUCUCCUGCCAACUGCACCACCUGGGAAGCCCCCAGCAGAAUUAUGAGUAAUCAUCUUCUUUUUUUGAAUCUCUUAAAAAAAAAAAAUCACUGGGCAUAUGCUGCUUUUAUGUUUAAAACUUUAUUAAAAGUAUACUAAAUAAGCAUGAGUAUUUGAAAACAGAGAUGAUUUGGGGUCUAUUUGGGCAAGUCUAAAUACCUUUUGAGAAACAGAAAAGUGC